AUGCCCAAGGCGACGAAUAAAACUGCGAAAGCCACUGGAAACGAAGAGAUGAAACCUGGUCACGAACACCUCCAUGCCGCCAUGGCUUCGAUUCAAAAGGCAGAGAAGUCUCUUCUCCAGGCAAGGGCGCACAUCAAGAAAUGGGAGAAGUACUGCAAAUAUGAGGGCACUAUUACCCGAUGCGAGGAUAUGUUGGCUGACUUUGACGAGCUUGAUGGACGGUUGGCCGAAGUCAAGGAGACUAUUCAAUGGGAUAUCGAUGACAUGGACGAGGACGAUUGCGGCCAUUGCUGCGUUUGA
Coprinopsis cinerea okayama7#130 is the source of this 300-nucleotide messenger RNA. RefSeq lists its product as hypothetical. The coding region runs from base 1 to 300 and encodes 99 amino acids. The record is from RefSeq and is a predicted model, not a curated record. Lineage: Eukaryota; Fungi; Basidiomycota; Agaricomycetes; Agaricales; Psathyrellaceae. The transcript has 2 exons.